GUCCAUAUAUGGCCGGGCUGGGCCGGCGCUAGGACCCGGCGUUGUAACCUGCGCCUCCCCGCGGUGGUGGUAGCACUAGGACCGAGCAGAACAUUAGUAUUACACAGGUCUGGAUGACUGCGAGGACAGCAAAAUGGCUGUGAAUCUCAGCAAGAAUCGACUGGCCCUGUUAACAGCCUACCAGGAUGUUAUCAGCGAGACUUCGUCCACCGACUGGGCCUUAUACACGUAUGAGGACAACACCAAUGACCUAACACUGGCGUCCUCCGGAGGAGGCGGGCUGCCAGAGAUCACCCUGUCUUUUGAAAGCACACGGGUCAUGUAUGGCUUCUGCAGUCUGAAGGAGCCCACUGCUGCCCUGCCUCGCUACAUCCUCAUCAACUGGGUGGGCGAGGACGUGCCGGAUGCCAGGAAGUGUGCGUGUGCCAGCCACGUGGCCACGAUCGCGGAGUUUUUUCAGGUCGGUGCUACUGAGGGCGUCGAUGUUAUUAUCAACGCCAGCAGCAUUGAAGACAUUGACCCUGCUGCCAUUGGCCAGAGACUGACCAAUGGCAUGGGCCCUGUUGCCAGCCCUGUGCUCAGCCGUCUGCGAAUGAGAGACGAGGAGCACCCAGACACUGUGGGCACCAGCUACCAGAAGACCAAUGCAGAGAUCGAAAUGAAGAAAAUCAACCGGGAGGAGUUCUGGGAGCAAGCCAAGCGCGAGGAGGAGCUGCGCAAGGAGGAGGAGCGGCGGAAGGCGGCCGAGGAGCGCCAGCGGUUCGAGGAGGAGCGCAUGGAGCAGGAGCGGCGCGAGCAGGAGGAGCGCGAGCGGCGGUACCGCGAGAGGGAGCAGCAGAUCGAGGAGCACAGACCCCUCACAGAUGGUCCCGAAGUAGUCCACCAGAGUCCAUACCCGAGGUGCCCCGGUGAACAGUGGAAGAAGCUGCUACAGAGCCAGGAGGAUGAGGAAGCCAAAGAGAAGACGAGAGACCCGUCCCUUUUCGUAGAGCCAGAGAACGAAAGCAGUGCCCAGGACAGGAAGGAGUCUGAAGUGGAGGAGGCUGCGGCGAUCAUCGCUCAGCGGACGGAGAACCCGCGCGAGUUCUUCAAGCAGAGGGAGAAGGCGGUGGCCUGCAGUUUCGACAGCUCUCCCGUCAGCGGCCACAGGACAGGCCGCUUGGACAGCCCGUUCUUGAAGUUGCAACACAGUCUUCCUGAGCCCAGCUCGUCCCCCCCUCGCUCCCCGCUGCUGUCGCCAGCACCGCCCCACGCCCGGCUGCAGCCAGGUCAGCCCGAUGACAAUGCAGAUGCUGGCACAGACCAGAGCCCUGCCUCCAUCUCCCCAACAUCCAUCCCCAAAAUCGUGACCACGCCCAUCCUGGAGGAGACGGAAGACGACUCCCAGCCGGAGAUCCGGGAGGACUGGGCCCCAGAGCCGGAGCAGCCCCCCCCCGUGCAGGAGACCUCUCCAGCCAAGCCUGUCCAAAGUGUGGCCCCCCAGGCCAGAGAGCCCCUCGUGCCCUCGGGAGAAGCAGCGGACACCGCCUUAGCCGGCUUCCGAGAUCAGCCGGCACCUGCCCCGCAGGAGUCGGGCAGCCUGCUGGACCUCUGGGAGAGCUCUGACCCUCAGGUCCCCCCCGUCCCCAACCAGGAGCCCCUGCCAGCGCUGGUGGACCUCUCGGAGACGUCCCCCACGGCUCCCCCGGCCGCGCUGACGGACCUGGCCCCAGGGGAUGAGCCAGCCCCCCUCCCCCAGCCCCUCCUGAGCUUCGACGACUUGCCCGAGCCGCCUGCCUCCUUCUGCGAGGGCGCCGCGGAGGAAGACGACCCCUCCAGCUUGGUGGACGUGGCCGGCACUCACCCGAUGACCAUCAGCUACCAGCAUGCCCUGCAGCAGGCCUCGGGCUCCGACAGCCAGGACCUCGACGACGGCCAGCUGCUGAUGACCAACGGGGAGGCGCUGCUGAAGGAAGGGACACAGGCAAGCGAAGGCUAUUUCAGCCAGUCGCAGGAGGAAGAGUUUGCCCAGUCGGAGGAGAGCUCUGCGAAGAUCACCCCCACACCAGUUUUCUAUAACAAGCCCCCAGAGAUCGACAUCACCUGCUGGGACAACGACCCCGUGACGGAGGAUGAUGAGUACGGCGCUGCGGAGUGACGAGAGGAAGGUGAAGGCGUCUUCGAAAAACUAAUAAUGUAAUAAUAAGUCUUGCAUCAAAAAAAUCUGUAAAAUGUAAAAAAAAAAAAAGGUAAACUACUGGAAAGAUUCUGGUUAUUGUUAAAGAUGCAAAAGAGCUCCAUUUGUCCUUGCUCUGCCCUCGGUAAAGAAGCAAACUCUAGCACGGAAGAUUGGGUGCAUAUUAUAGGGAAGACUGAAGCUUAACUUGGGAGCAAAAUCAGUAAGGCAGAUAAAGCACUUUGCAUUGGCUUCACUAGAAGUGGACGGCGUGUUAGACGCGUAGAGGCCUCGCUGUCCCUUCGCACUCCUUGGCACCUGCUCCUGUAGCUUUAGCUCCUCCUGUGUGGAUCCCUUCCUCUUGUUUAGUUAGCAGAAGAAAUCCUGCGGUCAGUUCUCUUGAGUUCCAUCGGGUCUUUUUCCCACCUCCUGGAAGGAGGGCUUGAGGACCCCUAGUCUGUGUGUGUGGGAGGGGUCCCCGGGCUGUGCGAGCUCCUUGUGUCCCUUCCUUUUUAUCAAUAUUGGAGAGUUGCUGCUUUCAGAGGAUCCAUUUGACUCUGCUUCUGAGAACGGGAGGCCAACUGCAUAACUAAUGACUGUUUUAGGAUCGUGCCAAUUCACUUUUUAAAUAGCUUUGUUUGUACUUGUAUAUUUUGAGCACCAAAAAAGACUCAGUCGAGGGAAAAUGGAUAGAUGGCGUGCGUUUUAUUUUAUUGGGGACAGCAAUCUUUAACUAUGGAACUGUGGAAACCAUACCAGUACUGCUAGCCGAAACUAGACUCUUCUCUGUACCCUCAAGCCUCAGUAUUUGAUUCUGUGCUCCAGCAUAGUUUACAGUGGUAUAGUCCGUUUUUCUAUGUGUUAAACCUAGCAUUUUAAAAUUGCUCUUACGUCUUCUUAACCAGUUCUAUAUGUAUGUGUGCACUGGAAGUGAUAAUGCUAACGUCAGGGGUUACAAAUCCCUGAUAGAAACUUGGAAUAUAUCCGCAGGAGAACAAGAAGGAAGCUGCACAUCAGUUAACCUACUAGUAGCCAAUCAUUACAAAUACUAACUUCACUGUUAUGCAUGUUAUUAACAAAAAGGCACACUGUUCUCUUCUACAAAUGUGUAAUUCACUGUUAAUAGUUUCCUAAUCACAUCCUAUAAAGUGUCUCUUGUAACCUGUAUGUUAAAAGUAAUGAUUUUACCAGCUUCAAGUCAGUAAUCCUUGCACAGGGGGUCGGAAUGGAGCUGGGAGCUGAGGGAGAAAGACUUGGACAUGCAGGUUCGGAACUGGACACUGAAAUUUUGUUUCACAACGUGCGUUUUACAUGAUCAGAACUGUGCUGCUUUUUCCUUGAAAUAAAUAAAACAUAUGAAGAACAGAA
Molecule: messenger RNA, 3523 nt
Organism: Lepisosteus oculatus (spotted gar)
Lineage: Eukaryota; Metazoa; Chordata; Actinopteri; Semionotiformes; Lepisosteidae
Gene: dbn1
Product: drebrin 1
Biological process (GO): positive regulation of dendritic spine morphogenesis; postsynaptic actin cytoskeleton organization; regulation of actin filament polymerization
Cellular component (GO): cortical actin cytoskeleton; postsynaptic density; postsynaptic membrane
Molecular function (GO): actin filament binding
Source: RefSeq, a predicted model, not a curated record